CUCUCCCCAGCGCGGGGGGUUAAAUCCCGCCUGGAGCCGCUGCCCGGGCCGGUGUGACGACGACCCCGGCACCAGGCGGUAGCCAGGCCUGAGCAGUAGCCAAGAUGGUCACGUUCCCGUGACGGAAACCGCAUCUAGCUGCCAAACGGGGGGGCUGCUCUGCGUGUCGUCACCCCGGCCCCGCAUGGCAGCGGGCUCCGCCCCUGAGCGCCGGGCGAGGAAUUAAGACAGAAUGUUCUCAUCUGUGCACACACAGAAUAACGAUAGUCUAUCAGAGUUGCAUGUUCAAAAAAAGUUGUCUUCUCCUGAUGUUGCUGAGGGAACAAGACAUGCACUACCUAUUACACCUGGAGAAGCAGCAAACCUCUGUUCAUUGAUUCAGUCCUGUGAAGAUUAUUUUAGAAUCAGAAAAGUCAACCAACAUGGAAAAUAUUUUACAGGUCUAAGUGAAGAAGCAGACCAAUUUUCAGCGUGCAUGGAGGAAGAACCCUUGAAGCAGAAUUGGAGUUCAUUUACCAAAGUUAUGGAUAAACAUCAGACCAAGCUGAAAGAACUGUCACCCCAGUUCAAAAGCAGAUCACAGGAAAACUUCCUAGAACCAAACCUGAGUGAAACUGAAAUGAGAUGGUUGAAAGAAGAUGAAAUUGCCACAUUACAGGAAAAGCUUCUUGAAGCAGAGAUGGCAAUCAGUUCAACAGAAAUGUUUUUGCCUUCAUUUAAAGUCACUAUUGCUGGAAUGACAAAUGUGUGUGACCUUUCUACAUCAGAUAUGAUUAAGAUUUCUAAACAAGAGGAUUUACUGAUAAAGGAACUAGAGGCUCUCAAAAACAUAAAAGGAUUGUUACUACACCUACUUAGAACAACAGAGCAUAAAGAAAUAAGCAGUAAACAAAUUGACAUUUUGAUGCAGAAGUUAACUGAAAGUGAAACUGAAAAUGAUGGUCUCAGAAAAGAAACGCUUGAAACAGAGAAGCAUAUUGUAGAGCUUUCUUCUCAGCUUCAAAAGGAAAAAGCAAAUGCACUAAAAGCAGACCACCUAUCAAAGUCAGUAGAAGCUGUACAAGCCCACCUGCAAUGCCAGAUUCAAAAAAAGGAGGCGGAGAAUGAUCAGUUGAAAGCAAAAAUACAGACUCUGGAAAAGAAAAUAACUGAGUGGAAGCUUCAAAUUGGCAAACACAAGCAUCAAAUUUUAGCUGUAAAGGAAACAAAUGAGCAAAAGAAGAAAGCUCUGAAAAAAGCAACCAGAGCCCAGAAACAAAGAGCUGAAUGUUUUGAAGCAUCUGUUGAAAAACUAACUUCCAAAAUUAGAAAGAGGGAAGUCAAAUUGUCUGAAGUACUUUCAGCUUCCAGUGUCUGGAAAAAUCAUCAUGAGAAGGCUGUAGAAGAAAAGACUCGGUUAGAGGUUCAGUUUGAAACUCUGAAGAAGCAGAUCACAAACCUUUUGGAGGACCUGAAAAAAAUACAAGAUUGUGGAAGAAAUUCAAAUGAAGAAAUCCAUGGAAAGCUUAAUUCUAUCAAUUCAGAAAGUGCAAAUGUUCGUCUUGAAAAUGCAAAAUUAAAGGCUUUACUUGCUGCUUUGGAAGACAACACUGUUUCGGCUGAAGCUGAACUCUUAAAUCUGCAAGAAAAAGUAAAGCAGCAGGAAAACCUUGCUGAACAGUAUAAAACUCAGGUACAAAAAUUACAAACAGAAGCAGAAGAAUUGAAAGCCAGAUACGAAAAAGUGUUAAAUGAAAACAAAAUAAUAACAGAAGCCAAAAAUGUAGAGAUUAGUGAGGUGAGGAGCCAGAUACAGGCUCAGUUGAAGGAGUUAGAACAUGUUCGUGACUUACUGAAAGUAGCUGAAGAGAGGCUGCUGGAGUAUCAGGAAAAUCUGUUGUCCUACAAAAGGAGCUAUGCAGACAAAUCCAAAACCAUUAGGGAGCUACAGGUUCAGAUGGAUGACAACAACAGGUUCUUGAGAAACCAUUCUUUGGAAGAGGAAAACUGUAACAUUCAGAAGAAAUAUGAAUAUCUUAAAAGACAGUUAGAAAGGAUGGAAGUACAAAAUGAAGAACUUGCACAUCAGCUGGCAAACCAAGAGGAGAGUCUUCAGCGCAGUGAAUUGCAGCUUAAAGAGAAAUUAGCAGAAUAUGAUGCUUUAGCCAGACAGUUGGAGGCUGCUUUGGAAGAAGGCAGAAAAAAGGAGUCUGAAGAGCUUGAAAAAAUGUCAUCCAAGGAGAGAGCUCUUCAGACAAAAAUAUUGACUCUGGAAACCGAAUUAAGAGAGAGACGAGAGGAGCAAAAGCGACUUGUCUGCAAAUUAAACAAUAGAGAGAAACAUCAGGAAGUAUGUUUGAAAGAAUUAGAGCACACUCUACAAAAAUCAGAAAACCAGAACCACAGCAUCCACAUGAAGGAAAAACUGUGCAAUCUCCAUGAAAGAUGUGUUCCUGUUAUUCAAUGUACUUCCAUUGCUGUAGAAAUCUCACUGGAUUCAAUUUGCAUUCCAGCUACCAUGAUGGUAAUAGAAAUACUAUUCUUAAUAUUUUGUAUAUGUAAUAUAUAAUUGAAAGAAAAUCCAUUCAAAUUAUCAUGUGGAGGCACUAAAUGUGAUGACAAUCCUCCUGAUAAUGGCCCCAAUUCAACAAGGUAUUUAAGAAUAUCCCUAAUUUUAAGCACAUUAAUAAUUCAUUUGAAGUCAAUGGGAUUACUCAUGUGCCUAAAACAAACCACAUGCCUAAGUACCUAGCUGAACUGGGGCCAGUCUGAAGGAAAAUCCUGAUUAUGUAAAUUGGUUUUCUAUAGCAAUAGUAUAAAAUAUUCUUACAGAAUUGUGAUAUAGUUUUUAAAGGAUAACAGAUUCAGAUAACAUCUAAACAUCUCAAUAUAUAAAUUUUAAGUGUAUAUUAAAUAUCCUAUAAAUCUCCUUUUUAUAUAAAAAUAUAACUGAAGUUACUUAUUUUGUUUUACAUGUACAUGUUUUAACUAUAAUCUUUUCUCAAC
Messenger RNA from Mauremys mutica (yellowpond turtle), 2985 nucleotides. RefSeq names its product outer dense fiber of sperm tails 2 like (gene ODF2L). Gene Ontology annotation, cellular component: ciliary basal body; centrosome. The coding region runs from base 233 to 2548 and encodes 771 amino acids. Lineage: Eukaryota; Metazoa; Chordata; Testudines; Geoemydidae. Gene Ontology annotation, biological process: negative regulation of cilium assembly. The record is from RefSeq and is a predicted model, not a curated record. The transcript is spliced from 20 exons.